This is a messenger RNA of Synchytrium microbalum, 3351 nucleotides long. RefSeq lists its product as uncharacterized. The transcript has 10 exons. The coding region runs from base 1 to 3351 and encodes 1116 amino acids. The record is from RefSeq and is a predicted model, not a curated record. Gene Ontology annotation, cellular component: centrosome. Lineage: Eukaryota; Fungi; Chytridiomycota; Chytridiomycetes; Synchytriales; Synchytriaceae.
AUGGAACCUCUGCUCGAAACUCAAGAGUCCAAAGUUAUUGACCCUGCUUGGAAGAGAUUUGGUCCAGCAACUUUAGCAAUUGCCGCUCUAUCUUUUACCAUGGUGAUUGUGCUUCUUGGAGUCAACGUGUACUGGACAUCUGAAGAAGCAUUCAUACCAAUCUUGGACGCUGAUCCGAUAAUCACCACCUUGCCAUUCCAUCCGUUUACUAAUACUUCGACUGAAUCGCAUUCGUUUGAGUUGGCUUUACGUUGGGUGUCGUGCACCGAGGGGUUUAUAGAGAUAGAACAGCGGAAUUGCACUGAAGCUGGUAAUAUUGCGCUAUCACAAAAUCCUGUAAUCCAACAGGAGCUGUAUGAUUAUGGGCCUGAUGCUUUCUAUCUGCUACUCACCAGAGCUGAACGCAGUGCAUGGGUGAAAACGAGACGUAAAUCCAACUGUAGUCAACAACUCCCGUUUACGGUACUAGAUUCCUCUGUCUCGUCACCUGUCACAAUGACACUAUACCACCAGUAUCAGAACUAUAACGAUAUCACGGAUGUAAAUGUAAAAGGAACCAUGUUGAUUAAUUCAGUGAUCGUAAAAGACAUGGCUGUAGAAUUCCCAAAGUCGUGUCCUCCUCCCGUUUCCGGUGCUUUAUCUGCUGGCAGUUGGGUAAGAAACAAUGGAACUAGAAGACGGGAGUAUAUCUGGAAGAUGAAUGACCGUGAAAUUGAUACCGCUGUAAUGAUGUUUGAUAGACAGGAUAAAACACUACAUCCAUGUUUAGUAGAAGGACCAGGUCGGCCUACUGUAAAUAUUACCAUAGUGGGAGACUCCCAUAUGCGAGUGUCCACGUCAGAGCUAUUAGCUAGAUUGAAUGGAGUCAUAGAUAGAGAUUACAAGGAAAGUAUGUCAAUAUAUGGUGCCUACACAGAUUGGAAGGCAUCGCCCCCUUUGGAUACCAAGGUCAUCAAGGUCGGAAGGCUGUGGAUCCGACUAAUAGGCGACGCACGGCUUGUAGAUGAUUUCGCAUGGACGGAAAACAAUACUGUUACCAUGACGUCCGAUAUAAUUGUUUUCUCGUACGGUCAAUGGGUCAUUCGUGAUUUGAAUCAUGGGUAUGACGCUAUCUCGGGACAUUGGCCUACUCAGCAGUAUCUCAAUCGGUUGAGGAAUUACGCGGAAAGUCUCGCAACGUAUAGGACGGCUAGGAGUGAGACUGGAAGGGAGUUGAGAGUGUUUUUUCAGACAAUGCCGGCGUAUAAGCAGGACAAUGGGACGAGAGUCAAGUUUGCUGAAGUGCAGGAUAUGAGGACGCAUCGGAGGAUGCAGUAUCGAGUCGACAAGAGUAUAGAGAUGAUGUCGGAAUUCAACAUUACGGUGUUUGAUUACUUUAAGUAUACCCUCGCCUGGAUUGACAAGUCUCCAGAUAAUCUGCAUUAUCCAUUAACUGAUGCUACAGCUGCACUAAUUGAUGAAUGGCUACACUCAACUUUCUCAACUCCAUACAAGAAAACUACUCGGACUACUGCUUGGAUGGCUCCAGAUACGUCUGGCACCAAUACAGCUCGUGACAAGUCUAAAUCACCGCAGAAACCCCAACAUCAAAUUCGGAACGUUCCAUCAGCAGAACGAAAUUCAUAUCUACCUACGCAGGGACCAAGCUCAUCGGCACUGGGCGAUUCAUUCAAUACAACGAUUGGAACUGGAUCUGUAUCAGAAUCGUCAAGAACAAGUCCCAGUAACCAGUCAUCUCAAACCGCAUCUACCACUGUAUCGCAACGAACGCCCGGAAUUGUUUCGUUAGGCCGACAAUCUACAGAAAGGGGUGUGAGAAAUCGGCAAGAUACUCCUCGACCAGACAGUCCGUCAGGAUCUCCUUUAUCAGCUUCAAAGCGAAUCAGUAAUCAUGGUCAAGUGAGAAACUCGUAUCUUCCUGAUGAGGGGAAAUCUACGUCGGCGCUUGGAGAUGCGUUUAAUACGACGGUUGCUGAUACUGUAGAGUCAAACAUAACCACUGAAUCUUCCCAUCGUGAAAUCGUCAGUCGCGAAAGUUCUCCUGCCCCAGUCUUUGUAUCUACACUAAGACCACAGCCUCUUGGGAUCCCCCCAACAUCGAAAGCUAAGAGCACGUCCCGAGCAGUAUCUCCUCGAAGAUCCCGUAUGGCUACAUUUGGACUGGAAGAUGCCGAAUUCGGUUCUCCAGAUUCGGCAACCACUAUAACUCCAGGCUUGGCUGCUUUUACUCGUCCACUACCGCAACAGCAGCAGCGAGGCAAUGGUCAUUCUCUACAUGCCGAUAUGGAAGUCAGCAAGUUUUCUGAAGGGUUGGAUAAGUGGACUGGGUUGAUGAAGAGAGCGAUUCUUGCCGAUUUUGUUGAAAUUAAAGGCGAUCUAUCUUCAAGACUAAUUGAUCAACAUGCACAAGAGUCUCAAAUACUAAACGACGGACUAGCCGAAUAUGGACGACAGAUAGCAGAUCUCAGCAAGAAUCUGAAUGAGGCAGAGAAGAUAUCAUCUGCUCGCUUGAAGCUGGUUGAAGCCGCAGCUACGUUUCUCAUCAACAAGCGCUCAAAAGCGGUAAUGUUUUUGGCCUUUGCAAGAUGGAGGCUUCGAUAUGCUGAAGUACGUAAAACGAUCAUGUGUGAUACGAUGGCGAUCAAACACCAUCGUCGAGCUUUGCAAAGGAAGGUGUUCGAGUCGUGGCAGCAUGAGAUUGGUGCUUCUUGGCGGAAGAGAGAAGCCAAAAAGAUCAAGAUGGAGUCUGAGAGGACCUUGGAGACUCUAGCAUUGAGUUAUGAGAAGCGGAUAUCAGAGCUCACGAAUAAGCUCAACGAUACCCUGGUAGCCCUCAAAGAGUCAGAGGUCAAACGAGCAGCACAACAAGCUGACAUGAAGCAAGCCUUUAUGAGGGGUGUGUGUGCUCUCAAUAUGGAAGCGCUGACUGUAUUCGGAGAUGCCACAGUCGAUCAAGCAGUGAACCAUGAUGACGCUGCAUCAAACUCACAGCCAGUUGAAUCAAAUCGUCAUGUAUCUAUAAACACCACCACCACUGCGGCAGCAACAACAACACCGCUAAAUCGCUCCGUAUCUGAAAACUCCGCUGCAUAUGCACACAAUCCACAACCAAUCUCUCAGCAAUCACUUAAUAGUACACCAUCGGUAUCAGCACAAACUCCAUUUCAAUCAUCGACAUCAUCAUCGCAUCGAGCACAAACGUAUUCUGCUCCUGUAAAUAGUAGUAAUAGUGCAUCUCUUCAACCGAGAGGUGUAUAUGUGACGAGGCAUAUAGUGCCAACGCCAUCAUCACCGGAUAUUCCGAGGCGGAAUAAUGUGCCUGUACCUCAAAGGUAUCCUAGUCGUGGAUAA